AAUUGUUUAUCAAUUAUGACCAAGAAAUUAGAAUUUGUGAAUAAGUUGGUAAAUGCUACUUCUGAUGAUGUGUUCUUGGAGAUUUCCUCUUCAAAUGUCAAGAAAAAUGGCACUGUGGAAAAUGAGGGAGUACAUUUAAGCAAAGGAAUUGUGUCUGAAAAAUCCAAAACAUCUGAGACAAAAAUGCAGAAAAAAGAUACAUCUGAAAACAGGAAGGAUAUGAAAUCUAGUGUUGAUACUAAAAAUAGCAAAGGUCAGAGGUCAAGAGCAAGUUCUGAUACAAAGUCACCAAAAAGGUCAGAGGUGAAGGUUAAAGAGAAAGAUGCUAAGAAGCAAAGUCAGGCAAUUAGACGUCUUAGAGGCUCUGUACAUACAAUACAGGCUCUGUCCAUGUUAAAUAAAUUGAAGAAUCGUAAGAGAGAUGGGACCCCAGACAAGUCGGGAACCCCUUCCCAGGAUGCAAUGCCAGAUGAGGCAGCAGCAUCAGCUCGGAAUGUUAUCUGGAAUGAGGAAAUUGAAAAACUGCAGAUAAAAGAUGAAGAACUAACUAAGGUUAGAGAACCCCGACCUCCAGAAAGUGACAGAAAAACUCCAACAACUGAAAGACUUACUGUCAGGAAGUUAAAACCUGCUGAGGAACUCAACAGACCAAGACCUAAAGUGGUUACUGUUGCCAAGCCUGCCCCACUAGAUGCUGAUGUUAAACCUAUGGACCUUUCAGGUUUUUCUGGUCCUAGAUAUGAUCCAGCUGGAAAUGUAAUAGCACACAGUAUUCUGGGUACCUACGAUGACUUUCACAGAGAGGCUGUCACUCGUGGUGAUCUUUUGGAUAUUCCUGCAGUAAGGAAAGAGGACAUGCAGCCAACUGUUCCCACCUUGAAGUACGAGAAGAAGAAGCGUCGUCAUGACGACGACCAGUGGGGACAUAGCAACGAGAGCAAUGCUUUGCGCAACUGGCAGUUGAAAAUGCUUGAAAGGAAAAAGCAGCAAGGAUAUAUCUCAAAGUUACUACAGAAGAAUCCAGAAGAUCUGGCAAUGAACCAGGCUGACAACUACCGGACAAUCCAGGAAGACAGAUAUAUCGUAGACAGGACUAUACCUGCUGUUGGUUAUGGGAAAGGAUUUCGUGUUGGUAGUGAGUUCUGGAAGCAGCAAGAAAAGUUUGGUGAUGAUCUGACUGGUGUACAUCAGUGUAAGAAGCCUCAAUGGAUCCAUACCCUUAGUAAUGGGCACAGUAUGACCUUGACCCAGACAGAGAAAGGUUAUCCACCUCCCAUUGAGCAUAUUGGGAUCCCAGCUAAGAUCAGAGAGGAAAAAGGUUGGCAUUGGGCACCUACCCACACACGACCCAUGCACUAUCCCUGGCACAAGUCUGGGUAUCUGGAGCAAAGAAAGAAACAACUCAAACAGUUUGAGGAGGAGCUGGACCCCCAUAAACCUGACUAUGAUGGUUUAGAAGUGAUUGGAACAUGUAACCCAUACAGUGGAGAAGGGGAUCAGACUGGAGGCACAUCUCAGAUGUUACUAGACAUGGAGAGACAGCCAAUUACAGAGAUGGAAAUGCUUGUUGAAGAUGAUGAUGAUGCUGAUAUCACUGGUGGGAAUCCUGACACACGGACAGACAGUAACCCAACUCCAGUGUUUGGUCCCUCUAUCCAGUUUGCUGGUCAGGCUGCACGCUGGACUGGUGACAGCUACAGCUUUAAGGACCAGGUUGGGAUAGAGGCUCGUGUCAACUUUGAGACAUUCUCAGGGGAUAGAGUUACCAGUUAUCUUACCAUCAUUAACAAUGGUACAACAUCUGUCUACUAUGACUGGAAGAAAAAGCCAAAAGAGAACCCAUUUGAUUUGGCUCAGGCCAGUGUACAGAGGUUUUACUUCAACAAUAGCAGCGGAGUUAUACUGCCAGGGGAGACAAUGAAGUUCCCUUUUGUCUUCAAAUCCCCAAAUGCAGGUGUGUUCCAGGAACAAUGGCAGUUUGAAACCCGGCCUGUAGUGUGCGGUGGUGCAGCUUUACUUGUUACGCUGAGAGGCAUAGCCUUUGCCGAGGAUAAAUACAAGGGCCAGAGACUUAAACUAGAGUCCGAGUUACAGAAGAAGGAAGCUGAUCAGAUGAUGCGACAUAUCCUGGAGGAGAUUAUAGGUGGUAUGAGGACCCCCGAGAGACCAUCAAGUCCUAUAGACGCUUACAUCACAGAGGAAGAAAUAUUCCAGAGAUGUAAUCCCAAGUUACAUUAUCACCAUGAUGCUGUCCAAGAGUUGAAGCAACUUCAUUUAGAGCUGGUACCUCCUGAAGAACGUGAGGGUCGCACCUGGGAUCUUUGUGUUGAUGAUCUUAAAGAUGAUAUAUUGCUGAUGGAUGAUGACGAUGAAAGAAAGGAGACAUUCUUACAUCAACUCAAUACAUGUGUAUCCAAGAUGUCAUUCACACCCCAGAAACCUGUACAUAAACAGCUCUACAAGGCAGGUUAUCAGUUACUGGUGGAGGCUGUAGAUGAGAUGGUUGGUCAGUCAGUAGUUGUGAGACAAGUAAUGGGACUGCCAGAGAAAGAUCUUGAUGAAUUUUCUGAAGAUACAAAGUCUAAACAGGAAUCCCGCGAGAGCAGGCGUGCAUCACGAACUCCAUCUAAACCCACUAAUAACCCCAAAUUACAAACUGAAGAUAGUACAUUGAGUGACGGUAAAGGACGUAAGAGUGGUGCAGGGGAUAAGGGGGCUGCUAAAGCUCCGGACAAGAAAGCUCCUACUCCUGCUAAAGAUAAAGAUAAAGAUAAAGGAGGGAAAAUGUCAAAAGAGUCAACAAAAGCAGACAUUAAAUCGGGCAAACAGAGUGCCACCCCUGCCCCUAGGGGCCCACCUAGCCGUGGUAAGACUGCGGGGAGUUUAGGGGACAGGGAGAAAACGGGCUCACCAACUAGUAUGCUGCAAUCUUCCUUCGCUCAUGAAGAUCCUAUUAUUGAUAGAAAAUAUAAGGAAAAAGUUUUUGCACAGACGUACACAAUUGUUGCAGAUACAAUAGACAAAAUGGAGUUCGUUUUUGAUGAAAUUAUUCGCAAUGAUGCAAAUAGACCAACUUUGCAACCUUAACCUUUAUUGACCUCCAGUGACCUCCACCUUAACUUACUGUGAUAUUGUUAAUAUAUAAAUUGGAAAGAUGAACAAAAUGUUUUGUUAUAUGAAUGAAAACUUGUGAAAAUUUGAAAAAAUUCAAACAGACUAAAAACAUUACUUUGACAUCUCUUGGCAAGUAAUGAAAUGUAUGGAACACAUACUCAAAGUUUCACUCAAGGUAGUUCUGCUCAUUUGAUAUUCUGGGAGCCAUGGUGAAACAUUCUUUGUCUUGGUAAGAAAGAAUAAAGUUAGGACCUGGCAUACAGAAUGAAAAUUAUCCUGCAUAUAAAAUUUAAUGUCAUCCCAUGUGUAUAUUUACAAGAAUGCAUGUUUGCUUUUUUUCAAAAGAUAAAGAAUGAUAGCAAAAAAUAAUUCUAAUGCAUUCAAAUCCACCUAGGAAUUGCUGGUCUCUUGCUAUCAUUUUUGUUUGCCAAAAUUUCUUAUUUUAUUUUAAAGCUUCAAAAAAUCUGAGUUUUGUUAAUUCUAUAUUGUAGAAAAAAAACUGAUCAAAACUUGCAGAACUACCUUGAAUGACAAGUAAGUCAACUGCUUAUUUCAAAUGGAAUUCUACUGCAUUUAUUAUAUAUUACUAUGUUACCUGAAUUAUAAGUGAAAUCUUGUGUUAGUAAAGCUAUUUUCUGAUAUAACUGCAAUGAACUGAAUAUUUCAAUUACACCAUUUUAAGUUAUAGUAUUUAAUAUAGUACUAUAGAAUUUAGUUUUACAGAGCAGAAAGUUGUGUUUUUUUUUUCAAACUUGCAUGUUAAAAGAUAACACCACAGAUACACAAAUUUAUAUUGAAAUAUUUAGAUCUGUUUUUGAUUCACAAAAUACAUUGUAUUAAGAUAUUAAGCAUUCCUUUUAUGUGGACAAUAACAAAUUAUAUAAUUUUUAAAAUUUAAUAAAUUACAAAAACUAAAUGACAUUAACUUAUAACGACA
This is a messenger RNA of Mercenaria mercenaria, 4051 nucleotides long. RefSeq names its product MYCBP-associated protein-like. The transcript has 22 exons. NCBI's taxonomy places the organism in Eukaryota, Metazoa, Mollusca, Bivalvia, Venerida, Veneridae. The record is from RefSeq and is a predicted model, not a curated record. The coding region runs from base 16 to 3087 and encodes 1023 amino acids.